AUGUCGGAGGAGCGGAUCUCCGUAGCUAAAAAGAGUUUUCUAAUUUGUGUUAUAAUAUUUGGUUUUUUUUUCUAUUUUUAUGUACCUUUGAAAGGAGAAACCUUUUCAAUCACUUCUCAUUUCUUGGACGGUGAUCUGAAGUUUAGCUGGCCUCAGGUGUCUUCGUAUCAGGACGUCAGCGUUACUUGUGAUGGGGUCCGCCAAGCCUUCACCAGAGUAUACGACAAUCAAUACAGAGUGUCCAAUGUCCUUAAAUACAACGUGGUCAGUAUCUUAGUGCGUGCAACCAUCAGUUAUAAUUAUCAAGAAAGAAUAGCAGCUUAUCGACCUAAUAUCAAGGUGAUAUCAGAAAAUGAGACAGUGAAACUAACGCUUCCGGUCCCCAGCGUUCCACCAAAUGUGGACUACAAAGUAUUUAAGCUAAACAUCAACUCAGAAGUCACAAUUAUACCAAAUGUCAGUACCCCUACCAGCUUGAAGUACCCAUCGAUUUCUAUUCCUGGAAAGAUCACGUUCGAAAUAACCAAUGUGACGUCAGACGAUGCCGGAUACUAUAGCGUGGGAUAUAACGUACUGAAUUCUAGAACACAGUUAGGGGUCAUUCUCGUUGUUAGAGCCAAACCAAGCAUACCGACCAUCGCCGGAAAGACGAAAGUUCCUAUCGGAGAGAUUACAACGCUAAAGUGCUCUAGUUCUUCACACUCCAUGCCGCAGUACUACACGAAAUUUCCAGCCAUUCUCUACACAUGGUUAAUCAAUGAUUCAAAAGUCGUUGGGGGAAACAGCACAGAAUUUGAAAUUCGUGUUGAGAAGAAAAGCGCUUUUGACAAAAUAACCUGUAAAGCAACGGAACUUUUGGAAUCCACGAGCGAUGACUUUCACCUUGAGCCUUUAUAUGGUCCAGAAUUUAUAGACAUCAAUCCGAAAUUGAACCACAUGAUCAGCGUGGACGACAAUACUAGUUUCGGUCCAGUGAACUGCUCAGCCGAGUGUAACCCUCCAUGUAUUUAUCACUGGGAGGCCAUCGACCCAAAGGGCCGGAUUAAAUACGUCAUUGCCACAGGGAGGACAUUACAUACCCAAACUGUCCGUAGAGGAGACAUAGAGAUCUACCGCUGUGUGACGAAAGGGUUGUACCGCAAUACAGAGGGGAAGAAGACUGUGUCCAGAGACAUCAAACUGAACAUACAAUAUCUCACUCAACCGACAUUACUCUCCACCCUGAAUGGAAGGGUUGUGACGGGCGAGACCAUACUGGCUAAAGAGGGAGACGUUGUCACCAUGAACUGUUCGGCACGAGGGAAUUCCGAGCCCGAGGUUUUUAUACGUACUGGAGAAAACAAGAGGAUCGGUUUACUAGGCCCCAGUUCCCUCUCUUGGUACUACCAUGCCUUUGCCAGUGGGUUGACGUGUACUGACACGAAUUCCUAUACCUGUGUUGGUAUAAACGAGGAAUUUCAAAACACAUAUACAACGAUCAAAAUGGAGGUGUCGUGUUCCCCUCGAUUGGACGUCAAGGUUCAAUUCAACAAACUAUAUUUGUCUGCAGUGAGAGAGCUUGUCCACGUAAACGUACCCAUCAUAUCUUUCCCCGAGCCUGAGGAUGCUUAUUGGGCGGGGCCCAUCAGACAUGACCAGAUUCAAACAAAUGUGGCGUUGAGAAAUAGACGCUACCAGUUCUGGAUCAGCAGUCAGAUUCCCAUCCCUGCCGCUGAGUAUUAUGGGAAUUACACACUUGUCGUUGAGGGGCUGGAUAUUGUGACAGUCUGUAUUCAGGCGGGAGAUAUAGUACUGUCUAGUGGAUACGUGUCACGCUGGUCACAGACAAACAAUGAUCUGGUUCACAUCGGGUUAGGAGGAGCUGUUCUGCUGUCGUGUUUUAUGUUUUGGAUCUGUUGCAAGCGCCCAAAAAUGAAACACCGCCAACAUAGAUAUGGGAGAUCACGUACAGGUGGCGCUGUGAUAAAUGACAGUAUGAGUGAAGCGGAGACGUAUUUGUUUCAUGGACAAGAGUACAUCCGAACUACACCGAGAUCAAGCACUUGUACUAAGGAAGGUGUAUACGAGGAAAUGCAUACGUACAUAGAGGUGGAAGAUGGACCGAGAGAGAUAGAAGACGGACCGGGAGAGAUGGAAGGCGGACCAAGAGAUGUGGAAGAUGGACCGAGAGAGAUAGAAGACGGACAGGUGGAUUUGGAAGACAGACCAAAAGAGAUGGAAGACGGACCAAGAAAAUUGGAAGAUGGACCGAGAGAGACCCUACAUAAUUAAAGACUUCUUCAAAAAAUUGAAUGCCACUUUAUAAGAAUGUCCCUAAAGAAUGUUUUUAAUUUUCAUUUUUUUUCCAUCUGUUUUGAAGAAUUAAAAAAUAAAACUUGCA
Messenger RNA from Ostrea edulis (European flat oyster), 2380 nucleotides. RefSeq lists its product as uncharacterized. Gene Ontology annotation, cellular component: cell-cell junction. The record is from RefSeq and is a predicted model, not a curated record. The transcript has 9 exons. Gene Ontology annotation, molecular function: cell adhesion molecule binding. Bases 1 to 2271 code for a protein of 756 amino acids. Gene Ontology annotation, biological process: cell-cell adhesion. Lineage: Eukaryota; Metazoa; Mollusca; Bivalvia; Ostreida; Ostreidae.